Zootoca vivipara (common lizard) is the source of this 2069-nucleotide messenger RNA. It is a transcript of the gene HDC, whose product is annotated as histidine decarboxylase. Gene Ontology annotation, cellular component: cytoplasm. Gene Ontology annotation, molecular function: pyridoxal phosphate binding; histidine decarboxylase activity. Gene Ontology annotation, biological process: L-histidine catabolic process; histamine biosynthetic process. Lineage: Eukaryota; Metazoa; Chordata; Lepidosauria; Squamata; Lacertidae. The record is from RefSeq and is a predicted model, not a curated record.
UGUCUGCAGCCGACUUGUCCACUCACACCACAACUCAGUUUGGAAGAAGAGAUUCCUUCAGAAAGCGGAAUCAUGGACCAAGAGGAAUACCGACAGAGAGGAAAAGAGAUGGUGGACUACAUUUGCCAGUACCUGACCAGCCUUAGGGAGAGACGGGUGUCUCCUGAUGUGCAGCCCGGUUACAUGAGAGACCAGCUGCCAGACAGUGCUCCUUUCGAGCCAGAAAGCUGGGACAACAUCUUCAAAGACAUUGAGAAGAUCAUCAUGCCUGGGGUUGUCCAUUGGCAGAGUCCACACAUGCAUGCCUACUUUCCGGCUCUCACUUCCUGGCCUUCUCUCCUGGGUGACAUGCUGGCAGACGCCAUUAAUUGCUUGGGAUUUACCUGGGCAUCCAGCCCAGCCUGCACAGAACUGGAAAUGAACAUGAUGGACUGGUUGGCUCAGAUGUUAGGUCUCCCAAAUUUCUUCUUGCAUCAUCAUCCAGACAGCAGGGGCGGAGGUAUCCUGCAGAGUACAGUUAGUGAAUCAACCCUGGUCGCUCUGUUGGCUGCAAGGAAGAAUAAAAUUCUGGAAAUGAAGGAGUCUGAGCCAGGUGCAGACGAUUCUGCUCUGAACUCUCGUCUCAUUGCUUAUGCCUCAGAUCAGGCUCACUCCUCAGUAGAAAAGGCGGGUUUAAUUUCCCUCGUGAAGAUGAGUUUUCUUCCUGUGGAUGAGAAUUUUUCCUUGAGAGGAGAAACCUUGAAAAAAGCCAUUGAAGAAGACAGAAGCCGUGGCCUGGUGCCCAUCUUUGUUUGUGCAACUCUUGGAACAACUGGAGUCUGUGCUUUUGACAGCCUUUCGGAGCUGGGACCCGUAUGUUCUAAAGAGGGACUCUGGCUUCAUGUUGAUGCUGCCUAUGCUGGGACGGCGUUCCUCUGCCCAGAAUUCAGAACAUUUUUGACUGGAAUAGAAUACGCAGAUUCUUUUACCUUCAACCCUUCCAAAUGGAUGAUGGUUCACUUCGACUGCACAGCGUUCUGGAUCAAGGAUAAAAACAAGCUGCAGCAAACCUUCAGUGUUAAUCCCAUCUACCUCAGACAUCCCAACACGGGGUCAGCCACAGACUUCAUGCACUGGCAAAUCCCACUGAGCCGAAGGUUUCGUUCUCUGAAGCUCUGGUUUGUGAUCCGCUCGUUUGGUGUGAAGAAGCUUCAAGACCACGUCAGGCAUGGCACUGAGAUGGCCAAAUAUUUUGAGUCACUGGUUAGAAGUGACCCCCUGUUUGAAAUCCCUGCUAAGAGACACCUUGGACUGGUUGUGUUUCGUUUAAAGGGCCCUAACUGGAUGACGGAAAAGGUCUUAAAAGAUCUGAACAAAUCGGGAAAGCUCUUUGUUAUUCCGGCCACGGUUCACGACAAGUUCAUCAUUCGGUUCACUGUGACGUCUCAGUUUACGACCCGAGAGGACAUUCGACGAGACUGGGCCCUCAUCCAACAGGCCGCGGUGCAGGUCUUAAACAUGCACCAUCCGCCCAAACCUGUCGCCAUCUCAGAGGAAGGGGUACAAGUUCCCAACGUGAUAACCAGCCCCAUUUCUAAAUCAACAGGCGCUGCUCCUUUUUCUUACUUGGAGGAAGAUGAAAGCAAAAGGUCCCAGUGCAAAAUAACUGUGCAGCCUCGAAGAGGCUCUCUAAGCCCUUCUCCAUGGUUGUUUGGUGAAAACGUCACCGUGCCCGAGGAUCCUCAUUUGGACGACUGCUUCACAGAAGGCGGCCUGAGCCCCACCAGCCACAAAGUGCCCUCGUUCUCUGUCCAAAGCAAGAAAAAGACAGCCCGCUCCCUCAGUGUGCCGACAGCUGGCUUUUGGGAAGCAGGCCACCCAAAGGCCAUGGGCUUGGAGGUCCCCGGGAAGAGCGGACCUUGCGCUGGCGAGAAACUCCUUUCCCAAUUGCCCAGAGAGAUACUGAUGCUCAAGAAAAGCGCCCUGAAGAAACACCUGAAAUUUUACAGCGUGCCCAGUUUUCCGGAAUGCACGAUUCAGUGUGGGCUCCAGCUUCCGUGCUGCCCUCUACAGGCCACCGUGUAGUCAUU